AUGCCGCCAUACACCAAUGCCACGACGCGCCAUUUGCUGACUUGUAUGAACCAGCCUCUGACCCGAGCUGCUCUUAUCGGCGCUCGCGGCUAUGCCACUGCCGAGCCCGACCUCAAGGCCACCCUCAAGGAGGUCAUUCCAGCUAAGCGUGAGCUUCUCAAGAAGGUCAAGGCUCACGGGAGCAAGACCAUUGGCGAGGUCAAGGUCGAAAACACCCUCGGCGGUAUGCGUGGCCUAAAAGCCAUGGUCUGGGAGGGUUCCGUCCUCGAUGCCAACGAGGGUAUCCGCUUCCACGGAAAGACCAUCAAAGACUGCCAGAAGAUCCUUCCCAAGGGCAAGACUGGCACUGAGAUGCUCCCCGAAGCCAUGUUCUGGCUCCUCCUCACCGGCCAGGUCCCCUCCACCAACCAGAUUCGCGUCUUCUCUCGCGAGCUGGCCGAGAAGGCCCAGAUCCCCGAGUUCGUCUCCAAGAUGCUCGACAACUUUCCCAAGGACCUUCACCCCAUGACCCAGUUCGCCAUGGCCGUGUCUGCCCUUAACUACGAAUCCAAGUUUGCCAAGGCAUACGAGGCUGGCAUGAACAAGUCCGACUACUGGGAGCCUACUUUUGACGACUGCGUUUCGCUCCUGGCCAAGUUGCCCACGAUUGCCGCCAAGAUCUACCAGAAUGCCUACCGUGGAGGUGGUGCUCUUCCUGCCGAGGUCGAUCUUGAGCAGGAUUGGUCUUACAACUUUGCCGCUAUGCUCGGCAAGGGAGGCAAGGCGAACGAGAACUUCCAGGAUCUCCUCCGUCUCUAUCUAGCCUUGCACGGCGACCACGAGGGCGGCAACGUCUCUGCCCACGCCACCCACCUUGUUGGUAGCGCUCUUAGCGACCCAUUUCUUUCUUACAGUGCUGGUCUCCAGGGUCUGGCCGGUCCUCUUCACGGCUUGGCCGCCCAGGAGGUUCUCCGAUGGAUUCUACAGAUGAAGGAAGCCAUCCCCGCCGGCUAUACCGAGCAGGAUGUCCACGACUACCUGUGGUCCACCCUCAACUCUGGCCGUGUGGUCCCCGGUUAUGGCCACGCCGUCCUCCGCAAGCCUGAUCCCCGAUUCGAGGCUUUGAUGGACUAUGCCGCCGCCCGCCCCGAUAUUGCCCAGGACCCCGUCUUCCAGCUGGUUGAGAAGAACAGCCGCAUCGCGCCCGAGGUCCUCAAGAAGCACGGCAAGACCAAGAACCCCUACCCCAACGUUGACAGCAGCUCCGGUGUCCUGUUCCACCACUACGGCUUCCACGAGACUUUGUACUACACCGCCACCUUUGGUGUGUCUCGUGGUCUUGGACCUCUGGCCCAGUUGAUCUGGGAUCGUGCUCUUGGUCUGCCCAUUGAGCGUCCCAAGAGCAUUAACCUCGAGGGCCUCUUGAAGCAGGUUGAGGGUCAAUAA
This is a messenger RNA of Metarhizium brunneum ARSEF 3297, 1425 nucleotides long. It is a transcript of the gene mcsA, whose product is annotated as 2-methylcitrate synthase. Gene Ontology annotation, molecular function: 2-methylcitrate synthase activity. Gene Ontology annotation, cellular component: mitochondrial matrix. Gene Ontology annotation, biological process: tricarboxylic acid cycle; carbohydrate metabolic process. The record is from RefSeq and is a predicted model, not a curated record. NCBI's taxonomy places the organism in Eukaryota, Fungi, Ascomycota, Sordariomycetes, Hypocreales, Clavicipitaceae.